CGAUCAUCGACCUCCGCUCGCCGAUGGCGGCCUCGCUCCUCGCUUCAGCGUCGUUCGCCUUCCUCCACGCUCCAAUCCGCCCGGCAGCGGCGCAGCCGCUCGGGCCUGCUCUCUUCCCUCGGCUCGCCCAGCCCGCCGCGCUCCUGCUGCCGGAGCAAUUACCAUCGGCGCUCGUCGCCGACUCGCUGCUCGACUCGGUGGGAGGCGUGGCAGCGGCGGGCGUGGGCGCGGUGCUGCUGAUCGCGCUCCUCGCUGGCAAGGGCAACAUGGCCUCGGGCGCCGCGCUCAUGGUCCUCUUCCUCGGCGGCGACCCAGACGAGCGCGACGCGUCGGGCGCCAACGAAAACAAGCUCCUCAAGGAGUUCGCGCUGUCGAUCACGCCGUCGGCGUGGAAGAAGGCGUACCAGGGCGAGGGCGCCGAGGACGGAGAACCCGCCGCGCUCCUCGACCUGCCCGCCUGGCAGGGCGAGGAGGCGCGGGAGCUGACCGAGCCCGAGGCGGUCACCUGCGUGCAGCAGAUGCAGCUCGCGCCGAUCACCGUGCCGUCGGUCGGGCCGGUCGAGACCUGCUACCUGAGUCUGACGCCCGAGGCGCCGGCGGAGGCGCCGCCGGUGAUGCUGAUCCACGGCUUCGACUCGAGCCUGCUCGAGUUCCGCUACCUCACCCAGCCGCUGCUCGACGCCGGGCUGCGCGUCGAGGCGAUGGAGUGGUGGAGUGGCGGCUUCACGGCGCGCGCGCCCUUCACGGAGGCGAUCUCGGCGGGCAAGGCCGAGCCGUGGGACCUCAUCCGCGAGCACCAGCUCGCCUUUUGGAAGCGGCAGCUCGGCGACACUAAGGUGACGCUGCUCGGCGCCUCCCUCGGCGGCGCCGUCGCCCUCGACUUCGCGGCGACGCACCCCGAGUGCGUCGACCGGCUCAUCCUGAUGGACGCCGGCGGAGAGAGCUACGCGCAGCCCGAUCCCUUCCUCACCUCGCUCGCCGCCGACCCCGUGACGAACCUCUUCCAGUGGCGCGCCACCAACGGGUUGCUGCCUUACCCGCACGUCUGGGCCAAGGAGGAGGGCUGGAGGCAGGCGCUGCAGGCGUACCUGCGCUCGGGGGGGUACCAGAACCGCGUCUCGGAGCCGCUGAUCCGGACGGUGCCCCAGCCCACCCUCGUGCUCUGGGGCGAGGAAGACGACGUCCUCCCCGUCGAGGACGCGUUCAAGUACCAGGAGCACCUCCCAGACUGCGUGCGCGUCGAGCUCAUUCCCGACGCGCAGCACGCGCCUGCUCUCGAGAACCCGGCCUACGUCGCCGACGCGAUCGUGCGCUUCGCGACGGCGGCGGACGUGCGGGAGGACACGCGGCAGCCUCAGCCAGCGUGAAGGGCGGGGAGGGGCGCGACACGUCCCCGCCCAACCACGCAGCGCAACGACUGCGCAAAUCCGCCAUGGCACGUCGCGGCUCUCGCGGCGCGGACUGUCUUGGACCUCUGACUCAGCUCUGACUCAAACCGCCUAGCGCCUAGACCCGCCUAGUCGCGCGGCGGCUCUGAGUCGAUGUGUCUCCUUGUCGGGUCGCUUCGUUGUACGGCUUUAUAAAGCGGCCUACGGCUUUGUGAC
Emiliania huxleyi CCMP1516 is the source of this 1604-nucleotide messenger RNA. RefSeq lists its product as hypothetical. Lineage: Eukaryota; Haptophyta; Isochrysidales; Noelaerhabdaceae. The transcript is spliced from 6 exons. The record is from RefSeq and is a predicted model, not a curated record. Bases 24 to 1367 code for a protein of 447 amino acids.